CGCGCGCUCCCAUAUAGCAGAGCACUGAGAGCACAGACAUUCACUGAUCAGAGCGAUUCACUGAUCAGAGCGAGAGCGUCGCGAUAAGUCACAAAAGAAGUGUGUUUUUGGUUGCCAGGGCAAGACAAUCCUGCACAGAUUACCAAAAAAAAAAAAAAAACAGCAUUAAGGGACCAGUGGAUGGAGUUUAUUUUUACAGAGCAUCAAUGGAGUUGUGCAAGUGUUUUUGUUUGUUCCCUGCAUUUCGAAGAUGCUUGUUCACAAGGCCCAGUUUGACGCCGGAUUUGCGUAUCGUUUAUUUCUUAAGGAUGAUGCAAUCCCAAGGAAAAAGGGUCACGAUCGUGUGUUGGAACCGCAGGCGAUGACCCAGAGGCGUUCCUGGACCUAUUUGAAAGGACGGCCGAGGCAUGUGGGUGGCCGAUGGACAGCUGGCCUGUCCGGGUCCGAGUCCAUCAUCAACGCUGUGGUGCUGGAGCAGUUCAUCUCCCACCUUCCAAAGAAGACCGCCCAGUGGGUCCAGUGCCACCGCCCGGCGUCGUUGGAUCUGGCCAUCCAACUGGCGGAAGACCAGCUGGCGGCGUGUUCCGGGGUUGGCGAGCCCCUUCCUGCUGUCUCUCUCUCUCUCUCUCUCUUCCCCUGUCUCCCCCCCCUCUCUUCCCCUGUCUCCCCCUUCCCUCUUCCCCUGUCUCCCCCUUCCCCGAAAUCUGUCCCUCUCCCUAGGUCCCGUUGGGUGGGGCCACCGAGGUCCGGCCCCCGCUGGAGGAUGGGGAUGGAGCCCACAGCCGGGGCACGAGGCCCUGAGUGCGGAAUGGCCACGCCCCAACGAAGGGGGACGGAGGAGUCCUCUGCUGCAUCCCCACGCCAAUUCCCCGACCCACUUCCGGCCACUAGGGCGGCGGGGAGGCCUGGGCCGGCCUGCUGGUGUUGCGGGGAUCCGGGCCACUUUGUGGAUAGGUGCCCGGUCAUGGAGGUGGGGACACUGGUCCGGAUUCCGGACGACCCGCAGGCCGCCCCCGAUCAAGCCGGGCUGUACCAAAUACCUGUGAGUAUUAAGGGGGGUACCUAUCAGGCUUUGGUGGAUUCAGGGUGUAACCAAACAUCAAAGCCUGAAACAAUCCGGGACAUUGGAUACGGGCGCAUGGUUAAGGUAAGGUGUGUGCACGGGGAUAUAGUGGAAUACCCCGUAAAGGCCAUAGCCAUUAAAUUUAGGGGCCAAAAGCAUAAUGUGGAGGUGGCCGUUAGUCGGCGGAUGCUCGGAUAGCAAAAAUGAAAUUCAAUACGUCCUGGACCUGCGAGCAAAACUCCAUACACUGGGGCGCCUAUCUAUGGAGAAUUUGCUUCAGGCCCAGGACAGACAAAGCCAGCUGUAUAACCGGGGGACUAAGCUGCGAGAAUUUGCACCGGGAGAUAAAGUGCUCAUAUUACUGCCAACCUCUAGCUCCAAAUGAUUAGCCAAGUGGCAAGGACCCUUUGAAGUCACACGGCAGAUAGGAAAUCUCAAUUUUGAGGUAGUACGAACGGAUGGAGGUGACUCACGGCAAAUCUACCACCUCAACCUCCUUAAAAAAUGGAGCGGGCAGGAGUCAGUGCUGCUAGCAAUGGCAGUGAGUGGGGAGGAGGAUCUCGGGCCAGAGGUAGUUACUAAAAAGAAAUCCCUCGCACUGGCCCUAGGGGGAGGUCACCUCUCGCCCUCAAAGCUCACUGAAAUUGCGCGUUUGCAGGUAGAAUUUGCUGACGUUUUUUCGCCCCUACCUGGUCGUACUGACCUGAUUCAGCACCACAUUGAGACAAAGCCGGGUGUCGUAGUUUGCAGCUGGCCAUAUAGGUAACCUAAACACAUGAAAAAAAUAGUUCAGACUGAAUUAGAGGCCAUGCUGGGGAUGGGAGUAAUCGAGGAGUCACACAGUGAUUGGGCGAGGCCGAUAGUUUUGGUUCCUAAAACGGACGGCUCAGUGCGGUUUUGUGUAGACUAUCGCAGGGUGAAUGCAGUAUCUAAAUUGGAUGCUUAUCCAAUGCCGCGAAUCGGUUAGGCACGGCUCGCUUUUACUCGACAUUGGACUUAACAAAGGGAUAUUGGCAGAUCCCCUUAUCUCCCAUGUCCAAAUAAAAGACAGCCUUCACCACGCCGUGCGGAUUACACCAAUUUGUUACGCUUCCUUUCGGCUUGUUCAGGGCCCCAGCUACGUUUCAUGGAUCGAGUGCUGCGGCCCCAUGCUGCAUAUGCCACGGCCUACCUGGAUGAUAUUAUCAUCUAUAGUGGGGACUGGCCACGGCAUAUCGAGCAUGUGAGGGCGGUCCUCAGGGCGCUGAGACUGGCGGGGCUGAUGGCCAACCCGAAGAAGUGUGCAGUUGAGCGGGUGGGGUGUCGUCU
Carassius gibelio (silver crucian carp) is the source of this 2371-nucleotide messenger RNA. RefSeq lists its product as uncharacterized. The record is from RefSeq and is a predicted model, not a curated record. Lineage: Eukaryota; Metazoa; Chordata; Actinopteri; Cypriniformes; Cyprinidae. The transcript has 2 exons. The coding region runs from base 251 to 1261 and encodes 336 amino acids. Gene Ontology annotation, molecular function: nucleic acid binding; zinc ion binding.